GAAAAUUUCUAUUAGAAGCAAAUCAUUUAUUUCAAGAUCUGUGAUUUCUGUUUUCCUGCCAUUUCUACAGCUUCAAAUUUCCAGUUUUCACCUUACUCUCUCUCUCUAGAAAUGCACAGCCGAGCUAUCUACGCAUGGGGAGUAGCGAUUGUGUGCUUUGUAGUGUUGAUGGUUGUGACUCCAGCAAUUCCACAGUCGGAGAAGUAUCAUGACUUCGCUGACAAACGCGUAUUCUUCGGUAUUCCAAAUACACUGGAUGUGAUUUCAAAUUUUCCAUUUCUAGUUAUUGGUGUCGUAGGGUUAAUACUGAUGUUUCAUGGGAACUACUUUAGGCUAAGAAUAGGAGGAGAGAUUUGCGGUUGGACUUGUUUUUACAUUGGUGUAUCUACUGUUGCUUUUGGAUCAUCUUACUAUCAUCUUAAACCAAACGAUGCACGUCUUGUAUGGGAUCGUUUGCCAAUGACUAUUGCUUUUACAUCAGUAAUGUCAAUCUUUAUUAUUGAAAGAGUUGAUGAAAGAAAAGGAACAUUAUCACUUAUUCCUCUUCUAUUGGCUGGUGUUAUAAGUAUUUUCUAUUGGCGGUUCUUCGAUGAUCUUCGUCCAUAUGCGCUUGUUCAGUUUGUUCCAUGCAUUGCCAUUCCUGUAAUGGCUAUAGUUUUGCCUCCUAUGUACACAUAUUCCUCAUAUUGGCUUUGGGCAGCAGGGUUUUACUUACUAGCUAAAGUGGAGGAAGCAUUGGAUGAGCAAAUUUAUGGAUGGACUUUCAAUAUAGUAAGUGGGCACACUUUAAAGCAUUUAUGUGCAGCCAUGGUACCUGUCUUCCUAACUCUCAUGCUGGCAAAGAGGCAUAUCGAAACAGAAAGGUAUUCUUCUUAACU
Molecule: messenger RNA, 878 nt
Organism: Impatiens glandulifera
Lineage: Eukaryota; Viridiplantae; Streptophyta; Magnoliopsida; Ericales; Balsaminaceae
Exons: 6
Coding region: 112-876 (254 amino acids)
Source: RefSeq, a predicted model, not a curated record